Messenger RNA from Siniperca chuatsi (mandarin fish), 1494 nucleotides. RefSeq lists its product as uncharacterized. Lineage: Eukaryota; Metazoa; Chordata; Actinopteri; Centrarchiformes; Sinipercidae. The record is from RefSeq and is a predicted model, not a curated record. The transcript has 5 exons. Bases 37 to 1086 code for a protein of 349 amino acids. Gene Ontology annotation, biological process: response to bacterium.
AUCAAGAUUCUUUUCACUCAAGUCAGCAAUUCAAACAUGAUAAUAACUCCAACGUUUGUUUUUUAUCUGGCAUGUUUGUUCUUGGGGAAAAUGGCUCAGAUGACUAAUCUGUCCUCAUCAGUUCGUCAAGAGAGUGGUUUUGUAUCAGCUAAUGUUGGUGACAGCGUAACUUUGCGAUGUUUCUAUGAAGAUGACAUAGAAGACGUAAUAUUUUAUUGGUAUAAGCAAACUCUGGGACAGAAACCAAGACUCAUCUCUACCAAUGACAUGUCUAAAAAAAAGGCUUUUUUUUAUGAUGAAUUCAAGAACAAUCCACGCUUCACAUUGGAUAUUGAAAAAGGUAAAAAUCACCUGAAGAUCUCAGAUUUACACAUUUCAGACUCAGCUACAUACUACUGUGCAAGUAGCUUUUCAGUCAAAUUUGAAGUUGAGGGGACUAUUGUCAGUGUAAAGGGUUCAGGUUUGAACAUCCAAGCUUCGGUCCAUCAGUCAGCAUCUGAGACCAUCCAGCCAGGAGGCUCUGUGACUCUGAACUGUACAGUACACACUGGGACCUGUGAUGGAGAACACAGUGUUUACUGGUUCAGAAACUCUGAAGAAUCUCAUCCAGGACUCAUAUACACCCAUGGAGGCAAGAAUGAUCAGUGUGAGAGGAAACCCAACACACAAACAUACACCUGUUUCUACAACUUGCCAUUGAAGAGCCUGAAUCUUUCUCAUGCUGGGACCUACUACUGUGCUGUUGCCUCAUGUGGACACAUACUGUUUGGAAACGGGACCAAGCUGGACAUUAAGUAUGAGAAAGACUCUCUUGUCUUGGUGUAUUUCUUGAUUGGCGCUUUGACAUUCACCACCAUCCUGAGUGUUUUACUGGCUUUCUCACUGUACAUUAUGAGUAAGAGAAACAGCGGCCAAUGUAGAGAAUCUUGCGUGAGAUUUUCAGCUUCCUCCGCAACAAAUGCAGAGGAUUACAAAAAUGAGGAUAAUCUCCAUUACGCUGCUGUAAGGGUGAACAAGGCCAGCAGAUCAAGAAGACAGAGGGACGACACAGAAGAUGAAUGUGUUUACUCCCGUGUAAAGCAAUAAAGCUGGACAUAUUCCAUCUUUGUCUCUGUGUAACAGGACAUGAGCCCAUUACUGUCUUUUAAAGUGUAAUUUGUAAUUUGUCUUUUUCAAAAGCAGGAACCAUUUUUUCAACAUUAUUCACAAAUUCAAUGAUGCUGUGUGACGAGCUACUGGGACAUAUUGAGCAAGAAUGUGUGUGUAUAAUUGUGUUUGCACGCACAGACCAUAAAUGCUAUCUACUAGGGUGGUGAGGACAACAUAAACUGACCAGCCAGGAUGGUUUAUUCAUGAAUAUUAUGUUAAUUUUCUGCUUGUAUGUCUGUUAAGCACAUUGUAAACUUAUUUUUGAAAAGUGUUAUAUCACUGAAGGUUCUUCAAAAUAAGACGGUGUAGUCCCUCAUUCGUCCAGAGUGUUCUAUCGUAGAAAAG